AUGCCCGGCGUCACAACCCUCGAAUACAAGGGCCGGGUGGCCGUCAUCACCAUAUGCAACGAGCGCAAGCUCAAUGCCCUCGACCAACAUGGCUACUAUGAGCUGUCGGAAAGGUUGCGGGAGGUGGCUACCCACGACGAGGUCUACGUGACCUUGCUGACGGCCAAGGGCCGUUAUUUCUCGGCCGGCGCCGAUGUAUCCACCAUCCGCGACCCUCCCACCACCGGCCAGGACGACAAUGGCAUCGCCGACGGCGGCCGCCGCCAGUGGCUGCAGACGUUUGUCGCCUACAACCUCAACAUCACGCAGGCCUUCUACUCGCACCCCAAGAUCCUGGUCGUGGGGCUCAACGGGCCCGUGGUCGGGCUGUCGGCCGCGCUCGUGUCCUUUGCCGACUUCAUCUACGCCACGCCCUCGACCUUUCUGCUCACGCCCUUCUCGUCCCUGGGCCUGGUCGCCGAGGGCGGCGCGUCGCGCGCCCUGGUCCAGCGCCUUGGCGUCAGCAAGGCCAACGAGGCCCUGCUCAUGAGCCGCCGCGUCCCCGCCCAGGAGCUGCUGCGCACCGGCUUCGUCAACAAGGUCUUCACCGAGCUCCAGGGCGCCGCCGACGACCACAUUCGCUUCAGGGAGCUCGUCCUGGCCGAGAUUGACGACAAACUGGGCGACCACCUCGUCGGCGACAGCCUGCUCGGCAUCAAGGAGCUGAUCCGCCGGCCCGAGAUCGACGUCCUCGAGGCCCAGAACGCGAGGGAGGUCUUUGCCGGGCUGGGGAGGUUCAUGAGCGGCGUGCCGCAGCGCGAGUUUUUGAAGCUUGCCUCGGGUGAGAAGCGACACAAGCUCUGA
Molecule: messenger RNA, 843 nt
Organism: Pyricularia pennisetigena
Lineage: Eukaryota; Fungi; Ascomycota; Sordariomycetes; Magnaporthales; Pyriculariaceae
Exons: 2
Coding region: 1-843 (280 amino acids)
Biological process (GO): fatty acid beta-oxidation
Cellular component (GO): peroxisomal matrix
Source: RefSeq, a predicted model, not a curated record